Messenger RNA from Agrilus planipennis (emerald ash borer), 2596 nucleotides. RefSeq names its product protein kintoun. Bases 102 to 2486 code for a protein of 794 amino acids. The transcript is spliced from 2 exons. Gene Ontology annotation, biological process: axonemal dynein complex assembly. Gene Ontology annotation, cellular component: cytoplasm. Lineage: Eukaryota; Metazoa; Arthropoda; Insecta; Coleoptera; Buprestidae. The record is from RefSeq and is a predicted model, not a curated record.
UAGUAUUUUAAACUUUUCUUAUCAUUUUACUGCGCAGUAUAUUUUAUUUAUAAAAACUCUUGCGUAACGGAUAGUGCCUGUGUUAUUGUUAUUCGGCGGUAAUGGCUAAUAUAACAGAGUCUUUAAAAAGCCUUCAGUUGACCAAGGAAGAAGUUGAAAAGUUUGGAGAUGCCCUGAAAAAUAAGGAAUUUAGGAAAAUGCUUAUAGAUUAUGUGGAAGAAGUGCAGAGCCCCGAAAAUCAGAGAAUUUACGAACAAGAAAUCAUCGAAUUGGAGAAACAACGAGGUGUUGACGUUACAUUUUUAAAACCUAAUGCCGGUUAUGUGUUGAAAACAAGUGCUGAUGGCGAGAAAAAAGUAUUCGUUAAUAUAUGCUCCAAUGAUUUAAUUAAAAAGCCAACUUCAAAUCCUUCAGUUGAAGAUGGUUCUAGAGGAUAUCAGUGGCAGGUACCCCAUUCCUUAACACCCCCACGAGACGACGUCGACAAACAGGGAAAACUAUGUAAAGUUUAUGAUUUUGUCUGUCAUCCCAGUACAUUAGAAUUAGCCCAGAAAACCAAAACAUUUAAAGAUAUGCUAAAUAAUAUGGCUUGUGAGACAAUCGAGUCAAAUUUUAAUGUUAAGUUAGAUAGAAAGAAUUUAAAAUUUCCUAAAAUGCAGUACAAAGGCAGGCCCUAUUCUGCUGUUAUGAGGAAACCUUCUAAUUCAUCAUCCGUUAAUCCAGAAGACAGGGAAUUUAUGGAUAAAUUGUUUUCUGACGGGGGUUGUCCAUAUAAACCCCCUUCAGCAGAAACAAAACCGAAAACCAUUAAUAUUCCUAAUAAUAAUUUACAAAAUCAGUCCAAGUAUACAAUCCCAAAAUAUAAUAUUAAGCACCGUAGCCACAUAGAAUUAGAACAAUUUAUAGAACACAAGACAGCAAAAAUGAACUCUGCAAUACCCAAAGAACUUGUGGUAGAAAUUAUUCUUCCACUGUUGAAAUCAGCUUCUGAUGUUGUUCUAGAUGUUAACGAAAAAAGUCUUCAAUUAAUAAGUGAAAAACCAGCAAAGUACAAAUUAGAUUUAAAUUUACCUUAUGAAGUUGUAGAAAGUUUGGGAAAUGCAAAGUUUGAGAAAGACAAAAAGAAACUAAUAGUCACAUUACCAGUGAAAAGGAAUUCGGGGGUAACGUUUACGGAAAUUUGUCGUGAAGACAGUGGGAUAGAAAGCGAUCAUGCCUCCUUUGUGUCAUCGAGUCCAGCAGAAGAAAAUGAACGAUUAGUUACAGAAAUGAACGAUGGUACUCAAAUAAGUGAUAGUGAACAGACUAAUAAUGAUUUAAAUAAAGAAGAGAUGUCUUUGGAAAAUGUCUUUUUAGAUCCCAGUAUUUCAUACCUCCUGCCAGACUUCACUGUUCAUCUUUUUGAUGACACGUUCGCUUUUACAUUAAAUGUUAAGAACGUUACCGAUUCGUCACUCAUUAAGACUUUCCAGAACGACCUGAAAGCAGUUCAUUUAAAAUUCACGUCAGUAAGCUCAGGAUUUUUUCCUUUACACUAUGCAUUUUAUUUCAGACCGAUAGAUGCUGUAAUUGACUUUGAAACUAUUGUCACUGAAGUCUGGGAUAACAAUGUUGAAGUACAAAUUCCAGUUAAACAUUGUGAUAAAUUUAUUGAGUCCUUCCUUGUGGGAACUGACAGCAACAACCUCACUGAACAUUAUCUAGAUAACAAUGUAUGUUCUACAAGUAAAUUUGCUGGUCAGGAGAAAAAGGACAGUGAUGACUAUGAUGCACCAACAAAUCCAAAACCAUCCUUGCUGGUGAGUACUGACCAGUCAGAAGAUGAGAGUUCUGGCGAAUUAAGAAAGGAGAGGAAAAAGAGUAAAUCCAAAGGAAAGCAGUCUAAUUGGAAAAAUCAGAGGAAACAGAGGAUGACGGACGGUGAUGUUAGUGACAACAUGCCGAGCAAGGCUAUUGAUAUUGCAGGAUUUUGUGAGUCCAGUGGAGACGAACUUAGUUAUAGUUACAGCCCUUAUAACAAAGGAAUCCUGAAGAACCUCGUUCGACGCUCUUUCAGCAGGAGCAUGUCCGAGUCCAGCAUCGACGAAGUGAUGUUGACUUCCUCAGUCGAAAAUUGUCACAGCAUAGAUUCGGCCAUCCCGGAAGAACAUCAGCAGGUGUCUACCAGUCUUAAGAAGACUGUCAGGUUCAAUGAUGUAGUAUCAAAACAAGUAUUUAGAUCAAAUUCGAGUAUAUUGGGGCAAAGAAGAAAGAACCAGCGCAAGGCAAAGGCGAAAAAACGAGCUCACGAAAAGAAACAUAGCGAAAGUGAAUUAUCAGAAAACGAGGAGAAGAAAGAUCAAAUUGGUUCUAACGAAAACGAGAGUUCAUCAGAAGGCACAGGUCUAAGUGAAAACGAAAGUAAUUCCAGUGAUAAAAGAGAUAAGAAUGGAGAAGAUAGUAAUGCGUUUAGUAAUGAUAUAUUUUUAAUGGAUAUUGAUUUUUAGUAUGAUCAGCACUGUCCGUAAAGACUUUUUAUUAGUACUGAUUGCAUGAUGUCAGUAUUAGAAAUUGUACUGUUGUAUUAGUAAUUUUUAUAGGGUUUACAAAUAAAUAA